This is a messenger RNA of Closterium sp. Naga37s-1, 13890 nucleotides long. The record is from the annotation of a GenBank genome assembly. Lineage: Eukaryota; Viridiplantae; Streptophyta; Zygnematophyceae; Desmidiales; Closteriaceae.
AUGUUCAGAUUUCGAACAGUCGAAUGGGGAGGAGCGCCGGAAUGCACUACUGGUACCUUUGAGUCGACUCAAAAGUCGCCCUCAGGCUCUUAUCCUCCUCCCGCGUCUCUCUUCUCCCGCUCCAGCAUCACUGGUACACACGAAAGGUCCUCUCUCCCUUCUCCCAGACCCCCCCUUCCCUCCCACACGCCCACAGGCUCGGCCCAAUCGCAGUUUUCUAGGUUUGGUCGCUCGCAGUCUGUGACAGCCACUGCUGCUGCCUCUACCGCUGCUGCUAUUGCUGCUCCUACUGCUGCUGGUGACGGCGCUGGUGCCGGCGCUGGUGCUGGUGGCUUGCACCGGCAGCAGGCGAAGCAGCAGCAGCUGCCGCCGCCGCAGCAACCGAAGCAGCAGCAGCAGCAGCAGCAGCAGCAGCAGCAGCAGCAACAGCUUCAGUACAGCCCUCGCGAAUCUGCGAGCACGAGUGGGAGCAGUCGCCCUGGUAGAAGCUCCGUGCACAGGCGCAGUCAGAGCAGCGCGCAGGACUCGAGCCAAGGCUCGAAUUACGUAACACAACAAACGCAACAACAGCAAUCUACAGAGCAGCAGCGGCGUGAGGAUAGCUUUCGUCAGUAUGGGAGUGAGAGUGAGAGCAAGCGGUCAGUGAAGGGUGCAGGUCACAGGCGCAGUCAGAGCAGUGCGUAUGCUACAAGCCAGCCCUCGAAUAUAGCUCCAAGUCGCCAGCAGCAGCAGCAGCAGCAGCAGCAGCAAGAUUUGAGGCGACAGAGAAUGCAACAGGAUGGUACUGACAGGGAGGGUGUGAGUGAGAGCGGUGCAGAGAGUGCAAGGCACAGGCGCAGUCAAAGCAGUGCUCAUGCCGUCAGGCGUAGCUUGGAUGAGUCGCCUAGGCCGCAACCACAGCCGCAGCAAGGUUUGAGGCGACAGCAGGUGCAGCAGGAUGGUGUUGUGAGGGAGAGAGCCAGCGAGAGCAGUCAGCAGGCAGAGAGUGCAAGGCACAGGCGCAGUCAGAGCAGUGCCCAUGCUGUCAGGCGUAGCUUGGAUGAGUCGCCUAGGCCGCAUCCACAGCAGCAGCAGCAGCAGCAGCAGCACCAGCAGCAGCAACAACAGCAACAUUCGAGGCAGCAGAAAAUGCAGCAGGAUGGUAUUGCGAGGGAGAGUGCGAGCGAGAGCCGUCAGCGGGAAGACAGUGCAAGGCACAGGCGCAGUCAGAGCAGUGCCCAUGCUGUCAGGCGUUCCUUGGAAGAGUCGCCUAGGCCUCAGCCCCAACAGCAGCCGCAUUUGGGGCAAUGGCAGCAGCAACAGCAGCAGCAGCAGCAGCAAGAGGAGCAGCAACGUGGGACGGGGACAGAGAGCGAGAGCAGUCAGUCAAUACAACAGCGUGCAGGUGGCACUGACCGACUGACAACAGCUGAUGGAGCCGUAGCAGUUGAGUGGCAUGGGGGUGAGCUGGUAGGUGCUGGCAGGGAGAGGAGUGUUGAUGGUACGGCUAUGUUGGUAGCGCAUGGCAGGGCUAUGGUGGUGAAUCGAGAGGGUAUGGAGGUAGAUGACGAUGUGGAGGAGACACACGGUGGGCGUUUACUCACUGCUCAGGAUGCUGAGAGGCCAGGGGCGUGGGAGGAAGAGUUGAGAGCCCCAGCAGGAGAGCCAGCAGGGGUGGCUGCUCAGUCCACUCGAAAGUCACUUAGUGGGAGCGUAUUGGGCGCCCAAAUGGAGAAUGGGUGGGGUUUGGAGAGAGAGCUGAGAGUGGAAGCACCAGAGCCAGCAGGGGAGAUUGACGGAGACCAAAUGUCCCCUGAUGAUGCUGCAGUUCCCAUGGCCACGCCUGUGUAUGGAUCCAUGGAGAACGAGCAGUGGGGGGAGGGGAACAGAGGUGACUUCGAAGGAAGUGAUAGUGACGAGGGCUCUGUUGUAGUGGCGGAUGUUGUGGAGUUGGAGGGUGGUGAAGUGGGAGGUUUGGCGUUUACAGGUAGAGAGGAUGGGAGGGAAGAGGGAUGGGAGGAGGAAGCGGUGGAGGAGGAGGAGAGGGAAAUGGGAGAGGAGGAAUCAGAGGAGGAGGAUGAGGAGGAGGAGGAAGAGGGGGAGGGAGCGGAGGAGGAAGAGGAGGAGGCGAAAAGCGGUAUCUCCUCAGCAGCGAUAAAAGCAGCGGCUGGGAUCAGCUCAGGAGCACGUAACGUCUCUGCGGUUACCAGCCUCCCUGGCGCUGCUGCUAGGAACGUGGCUGCUGCAGCAGGGGAGGUGGGGCAGGGGGCGAGAAGCCUUGCUGCAGUGGCAGCAGGGGGGGUGGCUACUGGUGCUGCUACUGUUGCAGGGGGGAUAAAGGGAGGGGCUAGGAAUGUGGCAGGGGGGAUUAAGGGGGGAGCGAUGACGGUGGCUGGAGGGGUGAGAGAUGGGGCGUUGACGGUAGCAGGAGGGGUGAAAGGAGGGGCUAUGACUGUUGCAGGAGGGGUGAGAGAUGGGGCGUUGACGGUAGCAGGAGGGGUGAAAGGAGGGGCUAUGACUGUUGCAGGAGGGGUGAGAGAUGGGGCUUUGACGGUGGCAGGGGGUGUGAAAGAGGGAGCCUUGACAGUGGCAGGGGGAGUGAAAGGAGGGGCUUUAACUGUAGCAGAGGGGGUGAAAGAAGGGGCUUUAACAGUAGCAGGGGGAGUGAGCGGGGGUGCGCUGACAGUGGCUGGCGGGGCACAGAGCGUGGCAUUUGCAGCAGCGGGAGGAAUCAAGGAAGGCGCUAGGAGCAUGGCAGGCACUGCAGUAGCAGCAGCAGCGGUGGCCGCAGGGGGGAUCAAAGAGGUGGCAUCUGAGAUCAAGCAUUUGGCAGAAGAGGUUGCAGCUGGGCAGGCUGGGGCAGGCUCUGGCAGGAUGCAAAGGGUGCAUAAUGUUGUGAACAGAGAGGAUAGGGAGGAGGAUAGAGAGGGCGAGGAGGGUGACGAGAGGGGGUUGUUGGAGAGUAGUGGCUUGGGUAAGAGCAGGAGUAGAGAUGGGGCCACGAGCACCGUGCGAACCAGCCCUGGUUCCUUUACAGGCAGAUCCGUUACAAGGAGUAAGACCCACGACAGCCGAAUCAUCAGCAACAGCAGCUCCAGCCCUGUCGUGCCUGCCAGCCUUGGUAGGAGGAGCAGGAGUGGGAAGGAGAGGGAUGCUCCUGGCACCUUCACGGAAGGUUCCUUCGAUGCAGACUCCUUCCUGGAUGGUUCCUUUGAUUCAGACACCCUGCCCAGGUGGUCCUUCGAUGCAGCUUCCUUUCACUCCAGCCCAGCCCAUACAGACCCUUUCAAUCCGGAUUUUUUCGCUAUAGAUUACUCAGGCGAUCUUGGCACUAGUAAUACUAGUACCAAAUCACCCUCUAGAGGGGAUACCAGCAGGGGAGAGGCACUCUCACGUAAGGAGUCUAGAAGCAACCUGUUGACGAGAAAGGGUGGUAGUGCUAGGAUGGCUAGAAGCGAAACUGCCACUCCUGCUCUGACUUCUUCACCGGGUCAUUUGCCCUCCGCUGUAAAGCCAAAUUCGCUUGUACGGAGUGCCACUGCAGUAGCCCCAACCUCUGGUGGACCUCAUUCUGGUUCCGUUCUCGCCUCUCAACCGCAUUCAACCGCUUGGUCUGUCGCUCAAGAGGACUGCACUGGAGCAGCAGUUAGGGCGCUGCCUAGCAACAAGACCACUGGCGGAGUGAGCGGCAGCAGUGUUGCCGGGGGAAGAGGGAGUCUGAAUAUUUGGGGCAAUGCAAGCUUCCAGCAUCCCCGCAAGGGGCAUUCCAGAUAUUUGCCCGAGGAAAACCCGUUCCUCAGGGUGACUAGCCUCGCUGCUCUUUCCCCUGAAGAUGCUCUGUUGGCAUUGUGGGAGGAGGAGGGGGAGUUUGAGGAAGGGGGGGAGGGCAAGAGAGGGAUAAGAAGCUCCCACUCCCGCCGUUUCCAUGCCUCCGGUCUUGCCAUUGCCGGGGCUGCUGCCGCAGCUGCGGCAGGGGUUCGGUCCGGAGCUAAGAAUGUAGCUUCGGGAGCGAUGAACGUGGGGGAGGGGAUCAAGGGAAGGGCAAGGAACGUUGCAUCGGGAGUGGAGAGUAUCGCUGGUUUGCCUGGUGGGUCGAGCGUGGGUGGUGGUAUUGCGUUGCGGGGUGGGAGCGUGGGCAGGAGCUGCUGCAGGCAGGCUCCUAGGACUGAUACGUUUGGGCACAACGCGUCGUUUGUUGAUAGGUUUGUUGCGGGGUUGGAGGAGAGCGGGGUGGGUGUGGAGGGAGAGAGCGGACGGGAUUUAGGGGGGGAGGAUUGGGAGGUUGGAAGCGGUGAUGACGGAUGGGGAGGGAUGGAGGAGGGAGUUGGAGAGGAGGAUGAGGAGUGGGAGUUGGCGGAGGAGGGUGAAGAAGGGAAGAGGGAGGGUGAGGGGUUAGAGGAGGAAGAAGGACGGUCGGAGGGGUUGGAGGGGGAGGGUGUGUUGGAGAUCUCUCAGAAACACCAGGGGCAGCGCAGGGGGCGAAUGUCACGUGCAUUUUCCAGCAGUGCGGUUUCGGUGCUUGCCCUUCCUGGCAGCAGUAUGGGUGAGGAGGAGGAGUUUAGUGCAGCUGGCAGUGCAGCCAUGCGACGAUCAGUGAGCAGCAGGAGCAGCGGUAACGUGGUAACCGUCGGUCUUGCCGUAACCAGCAGCAGCAAUGCGAUAGCCGAUAGUGCUGCAGUAACCAGCGCUGCUGCUUUGACCAGCAAAGCAGCGGAGGGGCAGCACAGCCGGCGGGCUUUGCCGGCCUACCAGGUGCCCCUGUCCCUCCGCAUCAGAGCAGCCUUGGAGCAACGCACUCUAGAGGGCGGGAGUGAGGGAGUGCUGGCAACGGCAUUGCACGCGUCCACAUCCUUGGGUGACGAAUCUAGGCUUGUUGCCAGGUCAGCCUCAUUUACAGGGGGAGCAGCAUGGUCGGAGAGUCCAGCUGGCAGUGCCACGUCAGCAUCGCUGGAUAGUGUUCCCGGUUCCCGCUCCCCGCAGCAGCAGAGCCAGCGGAUGCUGCAAAGGGCUAAGUCCGAGGACGCUGCUGCAGAUGCUGCCCUAGCUGCUGCCUCAGGUGUCCGCUCAGGUGCUUCAGGUGCCAGCUCAGCUGACUAUUCAAUUGUGGCCUCAGGAGCUGUCUCAGGUGCCGCGUCAGCAGCCUCCUCUCCCCUGCGCUCCUCAUUCACUGCACAGCCACGUGGCAGCUCUCCAGCGGCCUAUUUUCUACGUGGCAGCCUCUCAAUGGUGCACCGUUUUGUCUUUAUAGAUCCCCCAGCCAGUAGCAUUCGGCCCGUUGCCACCACCGCCAGCAGCAGUAACCCCACUUAUCAUGGUAACUUCAGUAACUCUGGUAACCACAAUAACUCCAAUAACUUCAGUAACCCUAGUAACCCUAAUAACCCCAACUACUUGAAGCGGAUUGGCAGCGACAGGCGUGACCGAUUCUCUCGCAGUAGCAACUCAAGUCUGUUCCGUGAGAGUAAGCCUUCCCAGCUCCUCUGCAAGAGCAAGAGCAGCAGCAUCAGCAGUGACUGGAGGCGUGAUGUUAGCACGCACGAGAAGCAGCAGAUCAGCAUGACAAGGGAUGCUGCUGCUUCUCUCCAUCGCUCCAAGUCCUCUGGAGCGUCACUGGACAGUGCCACAGUUAGCGAAGAUUCUGUUUCUUGGCAGCAGACUGAGCAGAAGGAGCAGGAGGCGCAGGAGCAGCAGGAGCAGCAGGAGCAGCAGGUGCAGCAGGUGCAGCAGUCGCAGCCAGUGAAGCCGAAACUGCAAAAGCUGAGCUCCCGCUCCAACCGUGACUCAAUUGUUUUGCAGAAGGAGCAGGAGCAGGAGGAGCAGAAGGUGCAGCAGGAACAACAGGAUCAGUUGCAGCAGGCACAGCAGUCACAACCAAUGAAGCCGACACUGCAGAAGCUCAGCUCGCGCUCCAACCGUGACUCACCUGUCUUGCCUCACUGCUCCCCUCGCUCCUCUUCCCUCCCUGCUGAUCCCUCCUCCACAUCCUCCCUCUCCUCUUCCUCCUCCUCUCUCCCCUCCUCUCUCCCGUCCUCGCAGCGACAUGCAGUGGAUCUUACCACCUCCUUCCCUCAGUUUAGGCGAGAGAUUUCCCGCAUCCGCUGCUUGUCAUCCCUCAAAUCCGCUGCUGUGUCUGCUGGCGCUGCUGCCUCUGCUGCCUCUGCUUCGUCUGCUUCUGCUGCGUCUGUGUCUCUGAGUGGUAGAAAGCACCGCAAGGAGCAGUGGCAGGAGUGGGCCGAGCAAGUGACAGGAAAGAAGUUCCUGUCACGACAGCUCAACGAGCAGCAGGAGGAGAAGCCGCGGAGUUGUGAUGAAAAUCAAACGGAUCAGCAGUCAGAUCAGCAGAAGGAUUGGGAGCAGGAUCAGCAACCGGUGCAGCAGCAGGCGCGGCACUUACAAGGCAAGCCACCAAGACCCGGGCUUCACCGCAGCACCAGAGCACAGUCUCUCAACAGGCUUCAUCCAAAGGCCCCUCCUUCAGAAGCGCCUCGUAAGUCACCUCUUGGUUCGAGGUCCCUCAGGAGCAGUCUGAGUGCGCAAUCCACUCUCAACAACACGGGCCACCCAGACCUCCCUCCUCGCUUCCCCUCGCCAGGUACCUCCUCAGAUGCCUCAGGUGAGUCCCCAGGUGCUUCUCCAGGUGAUUCGCCAGGUGUCUUUUCUCAGGUGCGUCCUCAGGUGCUUUCGCAGGUGUUCCAGUUCCUCUUUGAGACACACUUAUCACCGGAACCCUCACUGCCUGCUCGUGCGAACCUGCUUCUUACAAAAUGCGCUGAGCUGUCAAGGUUUGAGCGUAGAGAGCUGUCAAUCAGAGGGCUUAUUCUGAGGCCGGAGGGAGGCGUGAGUGUGAGAAAGGAGGAGAGGAAGGUGGGUGUGGAAGAGGGAGAGCAGGACAGGGAUGGGGAGGGGGAGAAGGAGCUUGAGGAGGGGAGGAUGGCGGAGGAGAACGAGUGCGGUGCAGAGGGGUUGGGAGCGGGAGAGGGCGGUGGUGCGGAGAGGGAGAGGAGUAAGCUGGUGUGGGAGAAUCUAGAGCAGCAGCUGGAGGUGCAGAGGGAGGAGGAGGAGAGGCGAGAGAGAUUAUUAGAGCAGCAGCGAGCGGAGAGAAGGGAAGAGCAAGGAGAGAGCAGAGAGGAGCAAGCAGAGAGCAGAGAAGAGCAAGCAGAGAGCAGAGAGCAGAGCGAUGCUGUUGGUGGCGGGGAGUUGGUUGGGGCCAGUGCAGGGCAGGGUGAUGAGGUGGAUGAGCGUGGUGCUGUGGGGUUGAAUCCGGUGCUGGUGCCGGCCAAACCGCUGCGCAUGCUCUCCCGGCUAAAUGCCACCCGACGCCGUCCAUCUGAAGACAACAGUUUUUACAGUAAGAGUGUGGGAAGUAAAGGAGGAGAGGAGGAGGAGGGUGAUCAAAGCGGGACUGAGGGUGAGGGAGAUGAGGGGGAGGAGGAUGGGAAGGCGGAAGGCAAGAAGGGCGAGGAUGUUUUAUCACCGAGAGAAGAAGCCAUGCUGCUCCUGUGGGUGAUCCCUGGGUUAGGGGGCGAGGAGGAGGAGGAGGAGAGGAGGAGGGUGAGAAUACGUCAAGCCCUGGCAGCUGCAGCAGGCGGGAUUGCGAGUGGGGCUUUAACUGUAGCGGGGGGGAUCAAGGGAGGGGCGUUGAAUGUUAAGGAAGGAAUUAAAGAAGGGGCAUUGAAUGUUAGGGAGGGGAUUAAAGGAGGGGCGCUGAAUGUAAAGGAGGGAAUCAAGGGAGGAGCAAUUAGUGUAAAAGAAGGGAUUAAAGGAGGCGCGUCCAAUGUCAGGGAGGGGAUUAAAGAAGGGGCGAUGAAUGUGAAGGAGGGGAUCAGGGGAGGGGCGUUGAAUGUUAAAGAAGGGAUCAAAGAAGGGGCGCUGAAUGUGAAGGAAGGGAUUAAGGGAGGCGCAAGGAACGUGGCGUCUGUGGCAGUGGCAGCGGCAGCAGCAGCAGCAUCGGGGAUUGCAUCUGCGCCUGCCGAAGAGACAGUGCUUGUUCCUAUGGGCAGUGGUACGGAGAAAGUGGUGAGAAGCAAGAGUGCGGAGCACAAGGGAGUGAGGGAGGUUGGGUUGAAUCCAAGGGUGGGAGUGAGGGAGGUUGGGUUGAAUCCAAGGGUGGGAGUGAGGGAGGUUGGGUUGAAUCCAAGGGUGGGAGUGAGGGAGGUUGAGCGUUCACGCUCUGGUGACCUGGGGAGGUCGCAUUCAGGGGAGGUGGGAGCUGACUCUGGGGCGCUUCAAAGCCUGGGGAGGUCGUAUUCAGGGGAGGAGGGAUCUGGCUUUGGGGCGCUUCAAAGCCCGGGGAGGACUUAUCUGGGGGAAGUGGAUAUUGGUGCUGUUGGGUUCGCAAAGGUGGUACGGAGAUACGACGAUGAUGAUGAGGAGGAGGAUAAUAGUGAGCGUGUCAAAAACGAGGAUGGCAAUAACGAGGCCUUCUGGUGGGGGGACUACGAGGAAGAGGAGCAGCUGAUGCUGGAUGAUUCAGAUGAAGAUUCAGGUGACACUUCAGGUGAAUGUUCACGGAACCCAGUUGUGCUUGGUGGUUUGGAGGAAGGCAAGGUUAUUAGUGGACGUGUGGUAAAGGGAGGGGCAUUAGAAUUGGGAAACGGGUGGGAUGAGGGAAGAGGAUUGGAAGAGGGAGAGGGGUUAGGGAAGGGGCUGGAAGGGGGAGGAGGACAGGGAAGGGUAGUUGCAGGAUGGGGUGCUCUGAAAAAGCUUGACACUGUAGUGGCUGCUGCUGUUGCUGCAUCAGAUGUAGCUUAUUCAGACGCACCUGCAUCAGACAUACCUGUUUCAGAUGUACCUGCCUCAGACGUACCUGCCUCAGAUGUACCUGCCUCAGACGUACCUGCCUCAGACAUACCUGCCUCAGAUGUACCUGCCUCAGACGUACCUGCCUCAGACGUACCUGCCUCAGACGUACCUGCCUCAGACAUACCUGCCUCAAAUGUACCUUCCUCAAGCUCCACAGCAACAGAUACCCCUUCCAUCCGCCGAAUCGGGUCGGCAGUGGCAGCAGCGGUGGCAGCAGGAGACGUGGUGAUAAGCGAGAGUGCAGCUGGUGCUGCCGUGCUGUUGCAUGCAGACCAACCUCUCUUUGAACGGACUCAGGAGCUGUCGGGGAGGCGAGGGGCAGCAGAUGGAGCAGCAGCAGAAGCAGAAGCAGAAGGAGAGGCAGAAGCAGCUACAGCAACAGCAAUAGCAGAGGAAGAGGGGAGUGUGGGGCAUGGGAGUGUGGAGGAGAGGAGUGUUGGUGAAGGGAAGAAAGGAAAGAGUAAGGUAAAAGGAGGCGAGAAAAAGGCGUUGCUCAAGUCACCUUCCAGGAAGAUUCAUCGGCAGGAGUCGCGGGAUGGGGAGACGAGCGGGGAUGACGUGAUGAAGAGCGGACGGGUGAGGAGAAGCAAGAGUAAGUUGAAGAAGGGAGAAGGGGAAGCAAGUGAGGAGAGGCAGGAGGCAGGAGGAGACAUUGAGGCAGGAAGUAAGGUCAGAAAGAGUAUGAAAAAGGGGAAUAAGAUCCACAGCAAAGAGGAACACAAGGGGCAGCAGCAGCAAGGGGGGGAGCAAGAGGAAGAGAAGGAGAAAAAGAAGGAACAGGAGCAGCAGGAGCAGCCACCGCAGGAGCUGCUAGCGAACGUGACAAUCCGUCAUAUGCUGCCCACAGGGGAGCUCGCAACCACGCCUCAGCGGCUCUCCAUCCCUGCUGCACCCCUCUCCCCCACCACUCUCACCAGCCCCACCAGCGCCACCAGCACACCUCGCAGCAACGCCUCCUCUCCCGCCUCCCCUGCUGGCUCCUUCAGCUUCGCCCUGCUCUCCCCUGCCACUCCUAAGCAGCCCCGUAAACGGGACAGUGCUGCUGAUGCUGCUUCUGGUGCUGCGAGUGCUGAUGGUGGUGGUAUUCUGGGUGGUCUUGGUGCGAGUGGGGCGGACGGUGCUGCUGCUGCAGGGAAGAAGGUGAAGAAGGGGAAGAAGAAAGCGGUUCGCCUGCCUGCGAUUGGUGAGAUGGAGGGCAGUGAGGGCGAGGUGAAGGAGGGGAGUGGUGACAGGAAGAAAACUACCAAGAAGCACCUCUUCAGGGGAGCAUCAGUCGCAUCAGCAUCAUCUGCAGACUCCCGAGCCUCUAAAGCUUCGGUAGCAUCAGUAGCAUCUACAGCAUCAGUAGCAUCUGUAGCAUCAGCAGCAGCAUCAGUGGUUUCAGCAGAAUCGGUUGUUUCGAGUGUGUCAACCACAUCGUCAGGUAAACCCCGAAAGUCACCCGGUGGCAAGCCACCAACCACCCCUACCACCCCAUCCACUACAGCCACCCCAGUCAUUCCAUCUUCUCGUGAGCUCCAAGUUUCACCCAGCAGACGAUCAUCAGUGGACGAUUCUAGUGGCUCUCUGAGUGGGCCUGGUCGGGGAAUGAUUCCCCAGAGCAUGAGCGCUUCACAUGCCACUUCUGCUGCUGCUGCCGCUGCCGCUGUUGCCGCUGUUGCUGCUGUUGAACGCAGCAGCAGCAGCAGCAGCAGCAGCAGGCGACAGUCAGUGGACAACGAUUUUAGCGGCAGUGGCAUUGCAAGCUCUCCUGUGCGUAGAAUUAUUCCUCAGAGCAUGAGCGCAUCGCACUCUGGUACUGUUGAGCGCAGCAGCAGCAGCAGGCGGCAGUCAGUGGACGAUUCCAAUGGCAGUGGCACUCACUGCUCACCAGUGCGCAGAAUGAUCCCUCAGAGCAUGAGCGCAUCACAUUCGACUGCCGCUGCCGCCGCCGCCGCCGCCGCUGUUGCUGCUGUUGAGCGCAGCAGCAGCAGCAGGCGGCAAUCAGUGGACGAUUUUAGCGGCAAUGGCACUCACAGCCCUCCCGUGCGCAGAAUGAUCCCUCAAAGCAUGAGUGCAUCGCACUCAGGUCCGGUGGUUAGGUUUCAACUGCCAGGGGAGGUCCUUUCUGACCCGCCCCGAUCCCCGCCUACAGCCCAUUGUAGCCCUUAUCGGGUGCCCCCCCGUUCCCCGAAUAUGGCUCAUUCUAGCCCAACCCAAAGCCCGCCUGGUAGAAGAAUGAUCCCCCAGAGCAUGAGCGCGUCGCAAGCCGUGUCCUGGCUCCCCCCUAUGGCUCGUUCUCCCACCAGCUCUCCCAACACGUCUAGGCGGGUUUCUAUGGAUGAUCCCAGCGGCAGCAGGAGGGGUGCUGUGUCGCCACACAGACGGGUUUCUGUGGAUGAUUCUAGUGGUGCUCUGAGUGGUGUGAGUGGGUCUAGACACAGAAUGAUUCCCCAGAGCAUGAGCGCUUCACAUGCCACUUCUGCUGCUGCUGCUGCCGCUGCUGUUGGUGGUGUUGAGGGUGGCAGGAGCAGCAGCAGAGGGGUAUCGCCGGUUAAGAGCAGCAGCAGCAGCAGAAGCAGGAGUGUGUCUCCUGUGGAUUUCAAGCGGCUGCGGUGGAAAGGGUUUGGGAGGAGUGCAGGGAAGGAGGGGGGGGAGGAGGGAAGGCGUGCAGGUGGAGGGGAGGGUGGGGAAUGGAGGGAGGAGGAGGAGGAGGUGGAGGAGGAGGAAUUGGAGGAGGGGGGUGCUGCAUCUGGCAAGAAGAAGGGCGGUGAGUCGAAGAAGGGUGGUGUGGAAGAGGAGCGGGGAGAGGAGAAGAGGAUGGGAAGGACAAUGAGUAAGGUGAAGAGAGGAGGGAAGGAGGAGGAUGGGGAGAAGAGUAAGGAGGAAAAUUCGGGUGUGGUGACUGGGAAAGGAGGGGAAAGGAAGGCAGGAAGGACGCUCAGUAAAGUGGAGAGGAAGGGAAAGGAGGGGAAGGAUGGGGGGGAAUCCGAGGGAGGGGAUUAUGAGAGGAAGGCGAGCAGAACACUGAGCAGGAAGAAGCAAGAAGGAAAGGGGGUGGAGGAGGAUGGUGAGGGUAAGGUGAGCAGAGUGAAGGGAGAGGAGGUGGAAUCGGAGGAGGAUGGGGAUGGGAAGAUGAGGAGGACGAUGAGUAGGAAGAAGAGGGGGGAGGAAAGGGAGAAAGGUGGGGAGGAGGAGGAGGAGGAUGUAGAAAGAAAGGUGAAGAGGACAAUGAGUAGGAAGAAGAGAGAGGACGAGGGGGAGAAAGGAAGGAUGAGCAGGACAAUGAGUAGGAAGGAGAGAGGGGAUGGGGGGGAGAUGAUGGACAAGGGGGAGGAGGAGGGGGGAGAGAACAAGAGCAAGAAACCCUCAAGUAAGUCAAAGAGGGAGAAAGCGAUGAUGAGUGGGGAGUCAGGCGCAGAGGAGGAAAGAAAGCGACAUGGGACUAAGGAUGAGAAGACGGUGAAUAGGACGCUGAGUAAGAUGAAGCGUGAAGGGAAAGGGGGAGGAGGAGAGGGAGGGGGAGAGGGAGGGGGAGAGGGAGGGGGAGAGGAGAAGAAAGCCAGUCGGACGCUAAGUAAAGUGAAGAGAGAGGAGACGGAGGACGAGGAGGGUGGGGAGAGGAAAGCAAGCAGGACGCUAAGCAAGGUGAAGAGAGGAGAGAAGGAAAGUGAGGGGUUGGAGGAAAGAAAGGCGAGCAGAACGUUAAGCAGAGUGAAGCGAGGGGAGGAGGGCACUCAGGAGGACGUGGAGAGGAAAGCAAGCAGAACGCUAAGCAAAGUGAAGAGGGGAGAGAAGGAAGAGGGGGAGUUUGAGGAAAGAAAGGCGAGCAGGACGUUAAGCAAAGUGAAGAGGGAAGGCGGGCACGGGGAUGGGGGUGGGGGAGAGAAGAAGGCCAGUCGAACCCUAAGCAGGGUGAAGAGAGAAGGAAACGAAGCUGGAGGUGGUGAUCGUGCGGACAGCAGCGCGCACAGAGCCACUCGCAGCAGCAGCCACGGGCACGAGUCCUCUCACAGGCGAGCCACCUCGCAUGGGAGCAUCACGGGGCGGGAGAGCUUUCACAGCCAUGAGAAUUCGAUGAGCUCUGGCAGCAAGGGGAGCAAGGAGAGUGAGAGAGGGGCGGACGGGAGAAAGGCUGCCCGCACGCUGAGCAGGCAUAGGGAUGAUGGGGCAGAGAGGGGUGAUGCAGGGAACGGGAAGUACGGGGGUGGAAUUGGAGAGGAGGAUCGGGAGGGGAGGCUUUCGAGGCCCAGAACGGCCGACAGUGGCGGAGUGGGUGGUGGGGGAUGGGUGCAGCUGGGUUUGCCGAAACAUGGAGUGGUAACGAUGGGUCUGCAGGAGCAGCUGUCGCCUUUUGAGGCCCCACUGCCGCCUCAGAAACCGCCCGUUUCUCCGGUUUCGGGUGGCAUAUGGAAGGCAAUCUCGUCGUUUGCCACGUCACCGCGCGCCAGCUCGUCGCAUGCUAUGUCAGGUGCCACGUCACCACUGAUGUCACCGUCUGGUUCGUCGGCUCUUCCCACAUCUCCUCUGGGCUCACCCACCCAUGCCAAGUCACCCACAUUGAAGUCACCCACGUUAAAGUCACCUAGGAUGAAAAUUCCGUUUAUGGAGUCCGACGCGGACGCAUCGCCGUGGGAGGCUCGCCGACAGAGCAUCACGUUUUUCACAUCCGACGGGGUGUUUCAGAUCCAUGAGCUCGCGCACGUGCCCGUCUCCACUGCACCACCAGCAGCACCAGCAUCAUCGUCAGCACCAGCAUCAGUAGCAGCGUCGCACCGCUUCCCGGAGCGGCGAUACAUGGAUCCGCAGCAGGGCCUGUGCCUCGCGUCGCUCUUCGACAUCCGCGCCUUCAACGGUCUUGAUGCGUCGCGGCUCUUCUGUGUGGUGGGCUUCUGUCGCUCCCCUGAGAUGCUCUCUGACGUUGUCGCAGACACUGUUCUCAUGGCUGGCGGGGAGGUGGUGGACUCGAAGUUGGAGAUGGGACAGGGUCUGCACGAGCAUCUGCGCCUCACCGUCGCCGUCCCCUAUCUAUUUGGUGUGCCGCCCGCCUUGGACGCGCUCAACCGGGCAAUCCGAUUGGGUGGUGGGAUUGUGGAUAAGAGCUUCCACCAAUGGGAGAUGUGCCCCUAG